CCCUCUCUCUCGUGAAGAUUCCCUGCGAAUAGCGAGUCCCUUUGCAAACGAAUGGGAAGGUUAUUUAUUUUGUAUUAAGAUUUAUGUUGAGUAAUGGCUUUGAUUAAUUUUAUUAAGUAAAUUAAAUAUGCUGUUGUUGUUUCCUGCUUGUUGUCGAAAUUCAGUGAUGACGAAUUUUAGUUCUUUUGUGUGCCGUCAAUUUGUCAUCGGGAAUAGAUGGAUUUCAAUAUUUUCUCAAUCAUUUAAAAAAGAAUCAAAAUUUCAGUCCCAGAUGAUUUUUUUAAAAAUCAAUAAAUUAAAUUUGCAUGGCAUAACUAGCUGUAGGCAGAUGGCAGGACAUGCUAAAUGGCAAAACAUAAAGCAUAUAAAAGCGGAAAAAGACAAACAAAAACAAAUUUUAUGCAAUAGGUAUGCUCGUUUAGUUGCAUUAGCUGUUCGAGAAAAAGGACCUGAUCCCAAAACUAAUCAUAAACUAGCAACUAUUUUGGAAGACGCAAAGAAAAAUAAUGUUCCUUCAUCAACUUUAGAAAAUGCAAUGAAAACAGGGAAUAAGAAAACCAAGGUUGGAACAAUUGAAGUUCUGGGUCCUGGAGGUUGUCUUUUGGUUAUUGAUUAUGAAGCUGAAAAUAUAUCAACAAUGAGGCAUGAUAUCAAAGUAAUUUGUAAAAAAUACAGUGCAAAUAUGUUAAGCACUGAGGGUCGCUGGAGAGCUGUUUAUGAACAGAAAGGUAUUGUUAAAGCUGUUAGUGAGUUAAGUGGACAACCAGUAGAUGCUGAAAAAGCUCUCGAUGCAGCCAUUGAGGCAGGAGCUGAAGAAGUUCACACAAAAGAGGAUGAAAAUGAUAAAACUUACCUUGAAUUUUUAUGUGCAGUAGAAGAUCUUCAUAAAGUUAAAAAAGAACUUGAAAAGAAUUAUGAAAUAGAAGAAGCAUAUAUUGGAUAUAUACCAUCUACAACUGUAAAAUUAUCUGAAGAAGAUACGACUUUAGCAGAUCAUCUUUUGGAAGAACUUGGAGAUUUGCAGGAAGUAGUUAGACUAUAUGAAAAUGUACAGUAACAUUUUAUAAACUAUAAUAAAAUACUUUAUUCAAAUGUCA
Molecule: messenger RNA, 1097 nt
Organism: Stegodyphus dumicola
Lineage: Eukaryota; Metazoa; Arthropoda; Arachnida; Araneae; Eresidae
Product: translational activator of cytochrome c oxidase 1
Cellular component (GO): mitochondrion
Source: RefSeq, a predicted model, not a curated record